Messenger RNA from Arabidopsis lyrata subsp. lyrata, 2224 nucleotides. Its product is annotated as probable E3 ubiquitin-protein ligase HIP1. The record is from RefSeq and is a predicted model, not a curated record. The transcript is spliced from 6 exons. Gene Ontology annotation, molecular function: ubiquitin protein ligase activity. NCBI's taxonomy places the organism in Eukaryota, Viridiplantae, Streptophyta, Magnoliopsida, Brassicales, Brassicaceae. The coding region runs from base 420 to 1967 and encodes 515 amino acids.
UUAGUAAUAUAAAUUAAAACAUAUAUCAUUUCGUGUUUACGAGACCCUAAUCAGCAACGGUGUCGUUUCAAAAACCCUCUCAUGUCCUUCCGUACUAAAUAUCUAAACCGUUAAUCUCAGGCUUCACGCAACGAAACCCAAAAUCAACGGAUCAGAUCACUCCGACUUCUGUUUCGCCUUUGCUACGCCACUUCUUCUUCUUCUCCGAUUAUAAAUUAAAAUCUCUCACAAAAUUACUAAUUCCGAAUAUUUCUUCUUCUUCUUCCUCUUCAUCGCAUCUCUCUCACUCCACGUUUUCUUCGGUGAAGAGAUAGCCUCCGGGAAAAGUUAUCAUCGCCGGAAAUUUCAGAUUUUUUCUCUCCCGCCUCUGCUUUCCUUGUUUCGCUACGACUUGCAGUGUAUAAGGGUGUGUGUUAUGUAUGGAUGGAUUAAAGGGUAAAAGAACAUUUAGACCGAUUAUGCAGCGGAAAGCUAGUGGUCUUGUUUUACAUGAGAAUAUGAAGAAGAAAGAUGAUAAGAGUCUUGUUCCUAUUUGCAGUCGAAUUGGUUGUAGUUCUAGGAUUAGUUCUACUAAGGGAGCUUUGAUUGAUCACAAAGCAAAAUCUACUGUGUCUUCGUUUCGAUCUUUUUCAAAUGGAAAGGAAUCCGUUGGGAGUUCUUCUCGAAGUAUGAGUGGAUUUGGUGGUACAAAAAAGGCUUCCAAAGUUGGUUGUAGGAGACAACUCUCGUCUCUUUUGGAUAUGGAUUCUUCAGAGAGUAGCAGUGUUAAUGAAGAGUCACCCACGAGUGAGCGUGUCCUUCCACGUGGAAAGACCAAAGAAAGCACUAUGGUUAAUGUCUCUGGAGAAGUUGUGACAGAGGCAGGAAGCUCGAGUAGAGGAACCCGCAGAAGCAUUCAUCAGAGACCUGAUUUGGUCACCCGAGAGGCUCGUAUGGGUAACAGUGAGCAAAAUGCAAGAGCUAGUGUGAACAAGAAUGGAUUGAAAGACUUGAGGAGCAAAUCUGGUUCUGAUGUUCUUCCAUCUAAUUCAAAUCCGAUAAGAAAAAGUAACAUAUUUAGAAAGAAAAAUUCUGAUGGAGAAAGCAGCUCUUCGAAUAGAGGGAAUAAGACGGAAGGAUCAGUGAUUGGGGGAAGGAAUUUAAGUUCCCCUCAGGGCAAUGGCAUCACCAUAUCUGAAUCUAGGAGGAACAGAAAUAUACCAAAUGUUAGGGACAACAGUGUUGUUUCAAGUAGUACUAGGAGAUCAACUGGUAAUUAUGGUAGAACAGGACGUGCUGGAGCGGUUGCAACUCUACAAGCACCUCGGCCUGCAACACUAGCUGAUCUCAAUCCUUCUAGAUCUGCAGAAGUUUCGCGUAGUCCUUUAAAUAGUUACAGUAGGCCAAUCAGUAGUAAUGGCAGAUUACGUAGCCUGAUGAUGCCUGGUAGCCCCUCAGAAGGCGGCCUUUCUCACUCUUUGAUGAACCGUGAUGGUUUCAGACGGUAUAACAUGAAUGGAGUUGCAGAGGUAUUGUUGGCGCUGGAAAGGAUUGAACAAGACGAAGAGCUUACAUACGAGCAAUUGGCUGUUUUAGAGACCAAUCUGUUCUUAAAUGGUAUGAGCAGCUUCCACGAUCAGCAUAGAGAUAUGAGGCUUGACAUUGAUAACAUGUCGUAUGAGGAAUUAUUAGCAUUGGAAGAGAAAAUGGGUACAGUGAGCACUGCUCUAAGCGAAGAAGCGCUUCUGAAAAGCCUGAAGUCAAGUAUUUACCGUCCAAAUGAUGAAUCCGACGACAUUUGCCUAAACAAAGAUGAUGAUGUAAAGUGCAGCAUUUGCCAGGAAGAGUAUGUUGAUGGAGAUGAAGUAGGAACUUUGCCUUGCCAACAUAAAUACCACGUGAGCUGCGCGCAACAAUGGCUUCGAAUGAAGAAUUGGUGUCCUAUUUGCAAAACCUCUGCAGAAUCUCAACCACAGCCAUUUUCAUGAUGAUGGGAUUUGCAGAGACAUCACCAAAGUGUUUGUCUCUCUACUUCCACCACAUUGCUCUCUUUUAUUUGUACAUAAAAGGUUUCUUUUUUACUUACACACAAUUGGGAACAAAAUAGAAAAUAAGAUCAGGUGGACAAAUUCCUUUCUUUCACCUGUAUAAAGAUUUAACAUUUCAGUUGAAAUUACGAACCAAUAUUUGGUUUAAUUCCAUAUGUAGUUAUAUACUGUUAUUGCACUCUUCAUGUUCUUCCGCA